Molecule: messenger RNA, 1335 nt
Organism: Chara braunii
Lineage: Eukaryota; Viridiplantae; Streptophyta; Charophyceae; Charales; Characeae
Source: the annotation of a GenBank genome assembly
GCGGGACGUGGAGGCAGACGGGGCAGUCGGGGGAGGCAACGACUACAACAACGGAGACGAAGGCGAGUGCGAAGCACAGGACGACGAGUCGGGGGACGUGUUUCCGGUGCGGAAGGCAAGCAUGGGCAGUCGGGCCGGUAACAGCAGGGCUUCCGCAUCAACUGCUAGGCAUGGAAAGAAAGCGGUGGGUGGUGGUGGCGAGGCCGAAGGCGACGAGGAGGGGGAGGGUGGCCAGAACUUCUGGUCGGUGGAGCACAUGGUCGCCCUCAUCAGGGCGAAGCGGGACCAGGACGCGCAACUGCAGAUGGCGGGCCACGCAUUCGCUUGGAUGAAGGGGAGGGAAUGGAAGUGGGCGGACGUUUGUGAGAGGUUGUUGAAAAUCGGCGUGGAUAGGCCGGCAAACAAAUGCGGGAAGAAGUGGGAUAAGUUGAUGCAACAGUUCAAGAAGGUGCAUUGCUUCCAGGGCGAGUCUAGGAAGGAGGAUUUCUUCCAGCUGUCGACAAAGGAGAGGCUGCCGAGGGGGUUCAAUUUCAACAUGGAUCGGAAUGUCUACGAAGAGAUCAAGGGAUCGACUGCAAGGAGUCAUACAAUACACCUGCAGAAUGUCGCAGACAUCGGCCGAGCAGGAGGUGUGCAACUUCCAUCCGGGUCUUCUGGCAGUCCAAAAUUUGUCGGCGAUGGGGAUACAGUUGGCGAUGGCAACGAUGAAGAGGACAGCUCGACGAGGGGUUGUUCGCAGACCACGAAAAGCCCUGGCAGUGCACGGAAAAGAAAGAACAUGAGGCAACAGACUUUCGAAGCCCUCACCGAGUGUAUGGAGAAGCACGGGAUGUUGAUGGCCUCGACCAUGGAGAGCGCUAGCGAGAGGCAGUGCUCCAUCCAAGUUCGGCAGUGCGAAGCUAUGGAAGCGGAGCUGGAGGUGCAGAAGAAACACUACGUGGCAUCGGAUGAAGUGAGCAAGAUGAUGUGCCACACGUUGAUGGAGAUAGCGAAGGACAUACGAGAUCGGUAGACGUCGUGGUCAGGAAGAGACUGCCUAGGCGAAGGCGUCGACGUUUGUCCCGUGUUCCGGGCGAGAUGCCAGAAAUGCAGAGUGCCCCCUCCGUAGUUCGUCCUCUAUGCUAGCUUUGUGCCCGAUUACAGGUCGAAAACGACCGACAUUCGCCCUGUGCAAGACGUCUGCAUAGCUGGGUGGGCGUUUUGGAUGGGUUGUGUGUUCCUUUCAUUCAGAACAUCGCCGAAGGCAAAUGAUGGCCUUGUUUGUUUUAGGAAUAAUUUCUUUUUUUGGUAAAUUUUCUGGCUUUCGUGGUCUAAGUGGCGAUGGCUACCCAUUAG